Molecule: messenger RNA, 1651 nt
Organism: Brassica oleracea var. oleracea
Lineage: Eukaryota; Viridiplantae; Streptophyta; Magnoliopsida; Brassicales; Brassicaceae
Product: peptide chain release factor PrfB2, chloroplastic
Exons: 7
Coding region: 1-1440 (479 amino acids)
Biological process (GO): translational termination
Cellular component (GO): cytoplasm
Molecular function (GO): translation release factor activity, codon specific
Source: RefSeq, a predicted model, not a curated record
AUGUCAUCGUUGAUCAUCAAUAGAUCACGAAGCAGAGCUGUCCUACUCUGGAAAACCCAUGUAAUCAAAAUCGCAAGUAUUUUCUCCCACGCGUUUGCAGAUUCAGAUUCGGCUUCUGGGUUCUCCUCAGAUUCAGCAAGAAGCUUCAAAACUACAUCUUCUGGAUUCGGAUCUAGAAAAAUUAGCAACUUGGCUUUUUCCAGAAGCAAUUUCGUCUCCACGACUCGACCAUUGAGCUCAGAAGCUGUACAUGUUGCUUCGACUUGUGACCGACUUACGGUGGAACGAAUCAUAGCUAACCAAUGGCCGAUUUUAGACGAAAACGAGAGUGAUUGGAAGAGCCACGCUGCAGCAAUUGCACAGUCCAUUCAAGUCAUCAAGAGACGCUUGCAGUGGAAAAAACUGUUGGUGAGGCUUAGAAUGUUAUCUGUCGAGUUGAAUAAGCCUCAUCUCUGGGAUGAUCCAACUCAUGCUGGUAAGAUAAGCCGAGAGCACGGUUCGCUCACAGGGAAAAUGAAAGGCGUUAUGACGUUUGAGAGAGAGUUGCUUGAACACAUUGACAUGUUAAAACUAGCUAAAGAGGAGAAGGACUCGGAGUUAGAAUCGGAAACUAUGAGUGCAUUGAUGGAAAUGAGAAGGGUUUCAAAAGAGAAAGAACUUGAGGCUUUAUUAUCUGCUGAGAAUGAUCAUUGUUCCUGCUACAUCGAGGUUCAAGCUGGAGCUGGAGGAACCGAGAGCAACGAUUGGGCAUCAAUGGUAAUGGACAUGUACAAAACAUGGGCUCAACGACGCAAAUUCUCUGUCGCUGUGGUCGACGAAAUGCCUGGGGAGAUGGCAGGAAUCAAGCGUGCGACAAUCAAAGUGAAUGGUGAAUACGCUUAUGGAUAUGCGAAAGCAGAAGUUGGAGUUCAUAGGCUGGUGCGUAUAUCACCGUUUGAUAGUGGAAAACGAAGGCACACAUCGUUUGCUGCGGUUGCGGUGAUUCCGAUUCUAGGUGACGGGUCGACCCGAGUGCAGAUCAAUGACUCGGAUCUCCGGAUAGAGCGGUUCCGUUCUGGAGGAGCUGGUGGACAGCAUGCUAACACGACGGACAGUGCUGUAAGAAUCAUUCACAUACCAACUGGCAUAACAGCAACUUGUCAGAAUGAAAGGUCGCAGCAUAUGAACAAGGCUUCAGCAAUGGCAGUGCUACAGUCACGACUAGACCAACUAGAAAUGGCUCGUCAGACAGCAAUGAAUGCGCAACAUACACAAUCACUAACCGAGAUCAGCUGGGGAAAUCAGAUAAGAACUUAUGUUCUUCAUCCAUACAGAAUGGUGAAGGAUCUGAGAACAAACUACGAAGUCUCUGAUCCUGACUCAGUUCUUGAAGGAGAUUUGGAUGGUUUCAUAUUGAGCUUCUUAUCUUCUUCUUUGGACAAAGGUGAUGAUGAAAAUUAAGGUUUUUGAAUCUUGAGCUGUCCCUGCCGCUUUAGUAGUUAGAUAGUAUUAAGAGAAUUGUAUUACAAAACUCGGAAACUCACUCGUUCAUUGUUUUCGGAAGGCUUAAGUUUGUAAUCUUUAUACUCAAAUAUUUCUUCUACAAUUUGUAUCAAACCUUUUAAAUAUUCUUGUAAACAAUAUUGAGAAAUUCUCUCAGUUUUUUAAUUUA